UCAGAAUGUGCUGCAUCAGUACGAAAAAGUGUUGAGGGCCUUGACAAUUAUGUAAUGGAAGGAUCCCGUGCAUUUCAAACAUUGGAGGAAAUAUUUAUGGAUGAGAAUAACUUGAAAACAAAGUUGUUAGAGGCAAAACGAUAUCUGAAAGCAGAUUUUAAGAUACAUUUAGCCAGGCAAACCAAUGUUAUACAGCAUUGUUUGGGAUUUGCACUGAGUGUUCCAGGAAUUGAAUUUCAGCUUCAUUGUCAGCACAUUCAUAGCCAGCAUUGUCAAAGCUGUAUAGACUUAGAUGAAACAUUACAGAAAGUUCUUGAAAAUGCUGAGAAAAAGCAGAUUGAAAAUAAAGAUGCUCUUAUGUUUAAGGUAGAGAAGGCUGUAAAUGAUAUCAAAAACCUCCAAAAACACAUUGUUAGAUCAAAGAACCAAGAAUUUGCCAGGAAGGAUAUAGCUGACAACAUGGAAAUAAAUGAUGUCAUUAUCACAUCAGACUGGGCAAUGAAGUUUUUGCCAAGACACUAUCGAGAGGGACAGUUAGACUGGUUUGCCAAACGGGGCAUCAACUGGCAUGUGUCUGUCUCCUUGAUAAAACUACAACAUAGAAUGCAAACUUUAACCCACCUUCACAUCUUCAGCUCACAAUCAUCUCAAGAUGCUGCAGUUACUACCGCGGUAAUGACAGAUGUGGUUCAGGACUUGAAGACAAUCCUUCCAAAUCUACAGAAUGUCCACAUAUUUAGUGAUAACGCAGGUUGUUACAAGAGUUCAUUAACAUUGUCAACUCUAAGACAUGACAUUGGGAAAGCACUGGCAUCGUAUAACUUUAGUGAAGCCCAGAAUGGGAAAGGUAACAUAACAUAA
Mytilus californianus (California mussel) is the source of this 861-nucleotide messenger RNA. RefSeq lists its product as uncharacterized. The record is from RefSeq and is a predicted model, not a curated record. Lineage: Eukaryota; Metazoa; Mollusca; Bivalvia; Mytilida; Mytilidae. The transcript has 3 exons. The coding region runs from base 55 to 861 and encodes 268 amino acids.